Messenger RNA from Oncorhynchus nerka (sockeye salmon), 1340 nucleotides. RefSeq names its product intelectin-like. The record is from RefSeq and is a predicted model, not a curated record. The transcript has a single exon. NCBI's taxonomy places the organism in Eukaryota, Metazoa, Chordata, Actinopteri, Salmoniformes, Salmonidae. Bases 48 to 1040 code for a protein of 330 amino acids. Gene Ontology annotation, molecular function: oligosaccharide binding.
CAAAGAGACUAGAGCACGAUACUGAACAGAUACUUUACUGAGGAUAAAUGAAGCAUUGUUUUCUCCUGAUGAUGAUCCAUCUACUGAUGGUUCAACUGCCUCUAUUUGUAAAAGCAUUACAAGAAAAUGGGCAUGCAGAGGCUCCAGUAGCCACAACAGUCUUGAACGGUUUGGAGAGGCUGAGAAACAGGGCCAGUUUCAUUGCCAAAAGCUGUAAGGAAAUAAGAGACAGAUAUGACCAAAAAGAAGAUGGGCUGUACUACCUCACCACAGCCAACGGGGUGGUCUACCAGACCUUCUGCGACAUGACUACUGCUGGCGGUGGCUGGACACUUGUGGCAAGUGUGCACGAGAACAACAUGUAUGGGAAGUGCACAGUGGGUGACCGUUGGUCCAGCCAGCAAGGCAGCAACCCUAACUGGCCAGACGGAGAUGGAAACUGGGCCAACAUGGUUACUUUUGGAACCACAGAUGGUGCCACCUCAGAUGACUUCAAAAAUCCUGGGUAUUAUGACAUCGUGGCAGAAGACAUGUCGGUGUGGCACGUUCCCAACAACUCCCCUAUGGAACACUGGAACAUAGCCGCCAUCCUCCGCUACCACACAGAGAGACGCUUUCUCACCAUUUAUGGGGGAAACCUGCAACAACUCUUUAAGCUCUACCCAGUGAGAUAUAAUGCUGGGGCAUGUGGCAACACAGGACCUGCCAUUCCAAUCGUGUAUGACUUUGGGAACAUAGAGACCACCAGAAAUUUUUACGGGCCCAACAUAAGAAACCAGUUUGAGCCUGGCUUCAUUACUUUCAGACCAAUAAAUAAUGAACGUGCAGCCAUGGCUAUCUGCUCUGGGGUCAAACCAAAACCAAACACUCGCUGCGACACUGAACAUUACUGUAUUGGUGGUGGUGGACACUUCCCUGAGCAGGCCCCUCGUCAGUGUGGUGACUUCCCUGGCUUUGACUGGAAUGGCUAUGGUACCAACACAGAAUGGAGUUCAUCAAAGGAGAUUACUGAAGCAGCUGUGUUACUCUUCUACCGUUAAAAUCCAUUCUAUUGAUUAUCAAUGCCUUCAGAUGGCAAGAUGUAAAGAUACAUUUAGUUAAUACUGAUGCUUAUACUAUAAUCAACAUCACAGCACUAUGAUUUGCAUUUCUUUAAUCUAUAAAUUCCGAAUACAUACGUAUCGUAUUUCCCUGUUUUCAAAUUGAAAGAGACUAUUACAAUUUUGUGAAUAUGAAUGACUGAAAUAAAGACUACUCUAAAGGGUAUAUAAGUUGAGGUGUCAAUAUGCUUUGUCUUGUUGGCAUGAAAGACAUGCCAAAAUGUAUAGUUCGGUUAACUU